This is a messenger RNA of Propithecus coquereli (Coquerel's sifaka), 1326 nucleotides long. RefSeq names its product mevalonate kinase-like. Lineage: Eukaryota; Metazoa; Chordata; Mammalia; Primates; Indriidae. Bases 1 to 381 code for a protein of 126 amino acids. Gene Ontology annotation, cellular component: cytoplasm. Gene Ontology annotation, biological process: cholesterol biosynthetic process; isoprenoid biosynthetic process. The record is from RefSeq and is a predicted model, not a curated record. The transcript has 2 exons. Gene Ontology annotation, molecular function: ATP binding; mevalonate kinase activity.
AUGGACAGGGCGGACGGGCAGAGGGCCUCAGCCUCAGGCAGGCCGAGCAGGAACCGCCUGUACCUUCUCCCGCAGGAGCUCAUCGACAUGAAUCAGCACCACCUGAACGCCCUUGGCGUGGGCCACGCCUCCCUGGACCAGCUCUGCCGGGUGACCAUGGCGCGUGGACUGCACAGCAAGCUCACUGGUGCAGGCGGCGGCGGCUGCGGCAUCACACUUCUCAAGCCAGGUCUGGAGCGACCCGAGGUGGAGGCCACGAAGCAGGCGCUGACUGGCUGUGGGUUUGACUGCUGGGAAACCAGCGUGGGUGCCCCUGGAGUCUCCGUCCACUCAGCCGCCUCCCUGGACGGCCCCGUCCGGCAAGCCCUAGGUGGCCUCUGAGAUGAGCCCAGGACACUGCCGCCCCUCCAGGAAACCCUUUCUGGAUUAUUCUGGGGGCUGGAUUUGGCCUCCGUGCUGGCCAGCGGGUGCCCAGCUCCUCUGUGAUGCCUUUGCUACGGCACGCGGCCCCCAGUCCCCGCGGUGGGACUCGAGUCUGCCCCGGGCUGGGCUGCCAGGGAGACGCGGUCUGCGUUCUCUCGCGCCAGCCAGGCGACGGGGCCCGGUGGGGUCCUCUGAGACGUCAGACCUGAGACACGAGGAGCUUCCCCACCUUCCCUGCGGCUCCCACAGACCCUUCUACUCUGGGCCCUUGCACCCUCACCCGCAGACUCCCUGGCCGGCUUGGUCGCAUGCCUGGAUGCCGGGGUCUGUCCUGAAGCAGCGUACCUUCUCUCUCCUUCUGCCUCGACACUUCCCUGUCUCCCAGGGCCCGGGCUGCCCCCACCUCCUCCAGGAAGCCCUCCCUGACCCCUGGCAGGCUGAACCUUGCCGCACCUCCCUCCCAUGGCGCCCGCCGUCUGGUCUGAAUCAUUCGGCACUUUCCACACCUGCACUUCUGUCCGGCUAGACGGGCCCCCCAGGGGCUAUCCGGGUGGGGGUCUUUGCCCUCUGCCCUCCAGCCCGAGGGGCGGCUGAACGAAGGCAGAACCAAUGUGCAGUUCCUUCCAGUCUGCACCUGAGGGCUUUGCAGAAAAGACAGCACAGGGGGAAUAAAACGACCUUGAGUAAACAGUGCUCUACUCCGUGUGCAGAAAGACGGGGCCGGGUAGACUCCAGCCCAUCGUGUGCCUUCCCCUGUCCCCGUCCCCUCUCCCGCCGCUUUCUCGGUGGACCUCUUCAGCGGUUGAAGGAAUUAGGGGCUUUGGGUCACUGCGUGUGUCUUAGUGAUGGGGUGGUUUUCCCAGAUGGCCCUUGCUGUACAAGGGACCAGGACACUUCUGCCAG